This is a messenger RNA of Helianthus annuus (common sunflower), 621 nucleotides long. Its product is annotated as NEP1-interacting protein-like 1. Gene Ontology annotation, cellular component: nucleus. Lineage: Eukaryota; Viridiplantae; Streptophyta; Magnoliopsida; Asterales; Asteraceae. Gene Ontology annotation, molecular function: ubiquitin protein ligase activity. The transcript has a single exon. Bases 1 to 621 code for a protein of 206 amino acids. The record is from RefSeq and is a predicted model, not a curated record.
AUGGAUGUGCCUUGUUCGUACGGUAUUGUAGACCGAAGAACAAGGGAUUUCAUAAUCGUAAAUGCAGACAUUAGUGAUCGUAUGUAUACAAUACUUGACAUGACUCCAAGUGAAAGCCAGGAGGAUAUAUUGAAGGUGAAGAUCUCUAUUUCCUUUGAAGGUAUUGAUCUAGCCAUGGUGCUCGAUGAUGGCCUUGAAGAUAGCCUUGGUGAUGGCCCCCCUUACAAUAUUUUCCGGUUAACAUUCACACGGAAGAAUAACGGGUCCUUAGUCACUUCUGGAUACUUGGCUUAUACCGAAAGUGGUCAAGCGAUGGAUUAUGUUAUGGAAAAACGCAUGUAUGAAAAAUCUAAAUGGUUUGCGAAACUUGUGUUGUAUUGUGACAGUCUUCGUAAUGACCUUCCAAAGGCGAUUGAGAACGUUGUGGAGAAAAGUAGAUUUGUUAACGAGAAAGAAGCUCAGGAGGCAUGUGCAAUUUGUUGUGAAGAGUACCAAUCCGACUGUAUGAUUGGGACGCUGCGAUGCAAACAUAGUUAUCAUGAGGAAUGCAUCAAAAAAUGGCUGAAGAGGAAGAAAUCUAGUUGUCCACUUUGCAGGGGUAGUGCUUUCCUUUAUCAGUAG